Clonostachys rhizophaga is the source of this 1941-nucleotide messenger RNA. The record is from the annotation of a GenBank genome assembly. NCBI's taxonomy places the organism in Eukaryota, Fungi, Ascomycota, Sordariomycetes, Hypocreales, Bionectriaceae.
AUGGCAGAUACAUUCAUCCAGCGCCGGAUUUCAUUGAGGACUAACCUGCUGCGAGGGUUCAUACAAAGGCUCACCUUGCGAGGCCCAGAGCCUGACCCCGAUGAGAGUGCAACUCAAGAACAUGUGCCAUCUCCGACGGCAGCAGGAUUCCCUGUGUGCUUUGCCGUCGAUGUAUCCGGUAGUACAGAAGGAUGUGUCCUGAGGAUGGAGCAGGAAGCCAUCAUCGCAAUCAGCACUGCCCUCGGCAAAACCACACAAUAUUCGAUGAGCCGGUCAUCCAUCCUCCCGUGGUAUGACAAGGCAUACGGCAGGCUCCCGCUGAAGGACGUAAAGGACCUUAUCUCGUUUGGAGGGACAGUCCCCGCAGCCAUAUUCCGUGACCGCAAAUAUAGAAGCUAUCUCCAGCAGGCCGGACUGUGGGUGCUCAUAACUGAUGGGCAAAUUGACCAGUCCGACGUCCGGGACUUCUCUAAUUCGAUUCUAGAAGCUGGAGUUCAUGGCACUGCGUGUGUGAUAAUUGCAUUUGGGUACCAAGGAUGGUCCCCUUUUCAAUGCAAUGUCUCUGUGGGCAUAUCUGUAUUUGCCGUUGCUCCGCAUUGCCUAUUCCUCUAUCAUGCUAUUCACGAGAACAAGACCUACGUCAUUCAGGCCAAGGGGUGCUUUCAAGAACUCCUACCAGAUGAUAAACGUUUCAUCUUGUUCAAUGAGUCAACACGUUGGGAUGACCUUCACAGCAUUAGAUAUGACGAGUUGGCUAGGGUUCAAGUGCCUCAGCCUGCGAAACUAUCGAGAGAUUCUGUCUUACUCCCGAACGGAAAGAUAUUCGAUAUGCGAACGAUAUACAACAACAAGGUCUCGAAUGAUGACACAUUAGAGCUUCUGUCAGAUCCUGCCUCUCUUGAUGUCAUUUUGCUGGCAGCCAAUACCAGAGGGACUGGUUAUCUGAUCGAAGCUUGGCUGGAGAAGAUUCGGAAAAAGCACAGGCUCGCCGCUUCCAAGUCAUUCGAUCGUGAAGAAGUCAUUGAACGUGAAGACAUUGGGUGCAUAGGGCUGCUUCAGCUCACCACACUCAUCGUCUACGCUACCAAUGGGGCGGAUGAAGAUAACUUCUGGGACGUGUUGCGAAGCCAGUGCCUGUCUCAAGAUCAAGCACUUCAGGACCUGAAAUCAAGUCUUUGCUAUCGGCACCAGCUCAACUGGAACAAAUUUCAAUUUAACAUGAACGCAAGAUAUCAGCUAUUGUCUAAAAUACAGAACCAGGUUGAUGGUGCCUUAAGUACGAUAUCGCACAUUGAGAGCGGCAUGGCUGCCCCAUCCCCAGCCUUACUCACACCAAUGUCUUCCCUUCCACGAAAUUUGGAACAGAAUGCCACCUCUUUACAUUCGAUCAGGCCCGGCUCGGAGCAUGAUUGGUCAAGUUUGAGCUGCUCUAUUGGACCUUCCCAUACAGACCGCCUCGGUCCGUUCUCAACUGAGCCGUCCCCAAUGAUCGUGGGAACCUACGAUGAGCCUAGUCCCCAGGUGGAUAUCAGUACUAUCACAUUCUUGCCGGAAUUCAAGACUCGAGAUAUUUCUGGGAUGUCUGAUUACGAUAUGGGCCAUCCACCGGCCUACGACAAAUGUUUGCUCUGCGAUAGACCUGGAUUGAUCCAGACUCUGCUUUUCCGUUCUAGGUCUACAGUGCAGUCGACACGCGGCUUGCCUGCUCCGGAUAGUCGUUCAGGACAUAAAUUCCCUCUUGUUUUGGGGAAUUACGCUGAAACGGACGUCAUUGCCCCUAUCAUCACCUGCGACGGUUGUGCCUUUUUGUUCCAGCAAGUCAAGCAACUUCCAAACGGAGGAGGCUCGGUCGCCGCCUGUUUACCAUUGGUUCCCCUUAAAUUGAUUGAGAACCGCUCUAAAUGGGUUGAAGUCCUCAGCGAAGUAUAUGAGCAGCUUUAG